AAACAGCUCCAAGUGGCCGUGGGAGACGAGAAGACGGACGAAAGUGUCAGUCUUGAGGGCUGACGAAAUGCUCAUCAAUUCAAUUUAAAACAUUAUUUGUAGUUCGCCACUCAAGAAACAAGACAUUUGAAGCUAGGCAAUACUUUCUAGCGCCUAUACAAUGGAUGUUAUACCGCGUGGAAAGUUUGGGGUCGCCGUCGUCCUUCUGAAACGAUCAUGCCUCCGAAUCCCUUCAAGACCGCCUUCAAUGCCUGCCCACCUGUCAUCUAGUGGAAAUGUUGUCAAGUCAGAUUUGGCCGGAGGACCCACCAAAAUGGCCAAGAAGAGCAUAUUAUUUGCCGUCUACAAUACACCCAUGUCCAAGGAUAUGAGAUAUUUCAGUCAAGUUUGUGCUCAGCGCCAUCUAGCUAGAAAUAACCAACUUCUCCGUGUUAAGCCAGUCUCAUUUGUCAGUGUACCUUCAAGAGGUGUUGGUAUGCUUAUUGUGAGGGCAAUACGUGGUGUUUUAAAGUUGCGCUACAUUGCACUUGGUGGAGCAAUUGGUGGGGGCAUGAGCCUAAACAAGUCCUAUGAAGAAUGGAAGAAAACUCUUCCAGUUCUUCCUGAUAUGUCAUGGCUUGAGCAGUACUAUCCAGAAUCAGAGAAGAUUGAUUCAGUUCUCACAUCUCUUCAGGAUAUCAAGGACAAAGUUGUUGGAAAUUUAGGAAAAAUGGAACUAGAUCCUCGUUUACGAACUCUAGGCGAAGCAAAAGUUCAAAAUUUAAAAGAGUGGUGGGAUUUAAAAUUGGAGAGUGCUAUUGAAGCUGCCAACAAGGAAGAUGAAAAUGGGAGCCCUUUCAGGAUUUUAGGUGGUGUCGAGAAUUUGAUGAGCCAAUUAGGGCAGAUUGUCACAGCAGGGGUUAAAAGUGACAUUGUUCUCCAUGCUGCCCCUUUCUCUCGGUCUAGUGAGGAGAAGCACAGACAAGAGACAUCACAGCAACGUUUGGAGGCAAUGCAGACAGAACUCAUCUCAAUACAGCUUAAAUAUCAAAAAGAACUAGAACGCCUUGAGAAAGAAAAUAAAGAACUCAGGAAACAAAUUCUUUUGAAAGGUAACAAAGUAGACACCAAGAAACUAAAGAAAUCCCUCAUUGACAUGUAUUCUGAAGUUCUUGAUGAACUGAGUGACUAUGACACAAGCUAUCAAACUCAGGAUCACCUCCCAAGGGUAGUUGUAGUAGGCGAUCAGAGCUCAGGAAAAACAUCAGUUUUAGAGAUGAUAGCCCAAGCUCGAAUUUUUCCAAGAGGUGCUGGUGAAAUGAUGACUAGAGCACCGGUGAAAGUGACCUUAAGUGAAGGCCCUUAUCAUAUUGCUGAAUUCAAGGACAGUGCUCGUGAGUUUGACUUGACCAAGGAAUCUGAUCUUGCAGACCUCAGGAGAGAAGUGGAAAUUCGUAUGAAGAACAGUGUACUCCGUGGCAAAACUGUGAGCAAUGAAGUUAUUUCUAUGUCUGUGAGGGGUCCUGGACUUCAAAGAAUGGUUCUUGUAGAUUUGCCUGGUAUUAUAAGUACUCAGACUGUGGAAAUGGCAGGGGACACUCGAGAUGCUAUUAGGCAAAUGACUCAAACCUACAUGUCCAACCCAAAUGCUAUCAUCCUCUGUAUUCAAGAUGGUUCAGUGGAUGCUGAGCGUAGCAAUGUGACUGAUCUUGUUUCUCAAAUGGAUCCUCAGGGCAAGCGCACAAUUUUUGUCCUCACCAAAGUUGAUCUUGCAGAACAAAACUUGACUAAUCCAGACCGAAUCAAGAAAAUAUUAGCUGGACGUCUGUUUCCAAUGAAGGCUCUUGGUUACUAUGCAGUGGUGACGGGAAAAGGUGGAAAGGAUGAAUCAAUUCAGUCUAUUAAAGACUAUGAGCAAACCUUUUUCCGUAGUUCUAAAUUGUUCAAAGAUGGAGGAAUCCUGUCAAGUCAGGUUACAACUCGUAAUCUCACUUUGGCUGUGGCGGAUUGCUUCUGGAAAAUGGUUCGUGACACAGUAGAACAGCAAGCUGAUGCAUUUAAAGCCACACGGUUCAAUUUGGAAACUGAAUGGAAAAAUAAUUUCCCAAGAAUACGAGAGCUUGAUCGAGAUGAGUUAUUUGAAAAAGCUCGAGGUGAAAUUUUGGAUGAAAUUGUUAACUUGAGCCAGGUUUCCCCAGUUCAGUGGGAAGAAAUGUUCAUGAAAAAGAUUUGGCAAAAAGUCAACAUGCAUAUCUUUGAAAACAUCUACCUACCUGCAGCUCAAACCAACGAUGCUGGAAUGUUUAACACCACUGUGGAUAUCAAAUUGAAGCAGUUGGCUGACCAGCAGCUGCCUCAGCGGGCUGUUGAAACAGGAUGGGAAGGACUUCGUGAAGAGUUCCAGCAUUUCAUGCAUCAAGCCAAACAGUCAAAGGGACACGACAAUAUUUUUGACAACCUGAAAGAGGCUGUUGUGAAUGAUGCUUUCCAACGACACACAUGGGAAGACAAAGCAUCUGAAAUGUUAAGAGUAAUUCAACUUAAUACUCUUGAAGAUCGAUCUGUCACUGACAAGUAUCAGUGGGACCUGGCUGUAAAGUUCUUGGAAGAAAGCCUCAGAGAAAAACUAAAGGGGACAGAGGAAAGAAUCAGAGACCUUGUGGGACCUGGAAGAAGUGAGAGGUGGAUGCACUGGACUUAUCAAACUGAGGAGCAGAAAAAGAGAAGUGCUGUUAAAUCAGAGAUUGAUAAGAUAUUGUACUCUGACCAUAAACAUAGCCCAUCACUUUCAUAUGAUGAAUUGGCAGCUGUUCGCAAAAACUUGCAGCGAAUUGGUGUAAAUGUAGAGAAUGAUUAUGUUCGUGAUACUUGGCAUGUUGUGUUCCGGCGUCAUUUCUUAAAUCGUAGCUUAGCAAGAGCUUACGACUGUCGCAAAGGGUUCUAUUUGUACAACCAAGGCCUUGAAACAGAGCUGGAAUGUAGUGAUGUUGUGAUGUUCUGGAGAAUACAUCAGGUCCUUAAAGUCACUUCAAAUGCAUUACGUCAACAAGUUAUGAACAGAGAAGCCCGACGACUUGAGAAAGAAGUUAAAGAAGUCCUGGAGGAAUAUAGUCAAGAUCCAGAGAAGAAACAAAAGCUCCUUACAGGAAGGAGAGUUCUAUUAGCUGAAGAACUAAAACGAGUCCGCUUAAUUCAGGAAAAACUAGAGGAAUUUAUUCAAGCUUUGAAUAUGGAAAAGUGAGAUAGGAGAUUGUGUGAAAACCUUGUGUGUGUGACCUUAACCACUCUUGUAGGCUCAAGACACACUUCAAUCUUUGGAGUGAAGUCAGUAUGUGGAAAGCCUAUUUGAGUGCGAGAGCAUUCAAAGUUCUGAUCCUUGGAAAAAGUCAUUUUCUUGAAUUGCUGUGAUUCUUAGAGUAAUUAAUGGAUGAAUUUAGUCUGUAGGUUUUUAAUGUCAAACCUUCUAUGGUUUCAUUUUUUUUUCUUAGGUCUCCCUGUAUACUUGCUUGGCAUUGUUUUGAUUUAUGUUUUUCAAUCAUUGAAAAUUCCAUCAUUCCUCUGUGCAAUUUUGCUCGGAGGUUGACUUUAUCAGAGUUGGAUUGUUUGUGAAUGUGACUUCCAUUUUACAUGUUCACACAUCUUUGCAUUGUCUGAAACAGUUCAUGGUGGUGAGGCAAUAUAAGCAUUCACAGUUCUGUC
This is a messenger RNA of Thrips palmi, 3678 nucleotides long. RefSeq names its product dynamin-like 120 kDa protein, mitochondrial (gene Opa1). Gene Ontology annotation, molecular function: GTPase activity; GTP binding; microtubule binding. The transcript has 21 exons. Gene Ontology annotation, cellular component: mitochondrial membrane; microtubule; cytoplasm. The coding region runs from base 161 to 3220 and encodes 1019 amino acids. Lineage: Eukaryota; Metazoa; Arthropoda; Insecta; Thysanoptera; Thripidae. The record is from RefSeq and is a predicted model, not a curated record. Gene Ontology annotation, biological process: mitochondrial fusion.